Ylistrum balloti is the source of this 924-nucleotide messenger RNA. RefSeq names its product deoxyribonuclease-1-like. The record is from RefSeq and is a predicted model, not a curated record. Bases 1 to 924 code for a protein of 307 amino acids. Gene Ontology annotation, molecular function: DNA nuclease activity. Gene Ontology annotation, cellular component: nucleus. NCBI's taxonomy places the organism in Eukaryota, Metazoa, Mollusca, Bivalvia, Pectinida, Pectinidae. Gene Ontology annotation, biological process: DNA catabolic process. The transcript is spliced from 8 exons.
AUGACAUCACUAAUAUGCAAGGUCCCUGUACCUCUCAUCGGGUUAAUGUGGGCUUUGCUGCUGGGCUUCCCAGGGAACGGGGACGGAUUAACUGACUGGACUAGGGAUAUUCACUACUGGAGAUGGAGAUUGACUGGUCCGUGGCAUGGACAACAUAUCCGGGUCGCUGCAUUUAACAUCAAGUCGUUCGGCAGAUCCAAGAUGAAGAAGCCGGAAGUUGCCAACAUUAUAAAACAGAUUGUUCUAGAGUAUGACAUCAUCCUUAUCCAGGAAAUUCGGGACCGUCGAGGCAAGGCUCUCCGCAAAUUGCACAAUCUGAUCAAUAUGACAGCUCCGUAUGGACUGGUGAAAAGUAGGCGUGUCGGGACAUCAUCAUAUAAAGAACAAUACGCCUUCUUUUACAGACCAGAUAAACUGACCGUGCUUAAAUCCUACAUAUACCGCGAUAGUAACAAUGAGUUUGAGAGGGAUCCGUUCAGUGUGCUUGUAAAGCCGAACAACACAGACCCAGGGGCAGUGUUCGCUGUUAUUGGCAUCCACACAAAACCCAUGAACGCCGUGACAGAGAUAAAACAUCUUUAUAACGUGUAUGAGGAUUUACUGAAAAGAUGGAACGUAUCUAAUGUUAUGGUUAUUGGAGACAUGAAUGCUGAUUGUUCCUACGCGAGUAUUGCGCAACUGCGGGAAUUACCUAUCUACAUGACCGGCCGCUUCCGAUGGUUAAUAAACAACGACGCUGAUACGACAACAUCUAAGACAAAUUGUGCUUACGACAGACUUCUGUACACUGGCCGACGGUUGACCUACGCGGUUCUGCCCUGGACUGCUGGACCCUAUCUGUUUGACCAACGAUAUGGACUGACCAAUAAUCAGACGAAAGCUGUAAGUGACCAUUAUCCUGUCCAUGUAGAUCUGAUGUUUUGA